AUGCACGUCCCUGAUCCGGUGGUUUCCAUGUCAAUAGAGCCUAAGGAUCGACAUUCCGUGGAAAAUUUCACUAAGGGUUUGGCUCGUUUUGUUCGUGAGGACCCCACUUUCAAAUGGAAGCAAGACACGGAGAGUGGCCAAUCAAUUAUCUCCGGAAUGGGGGAGCUCCAUCUAGAGAUCUACUCCCAGCGUCUAGAACGUGAAUACAAUACUCCUUGUACUCUUGGGAAGCCAAAAGUCGCCUUUCGGGAAACUCUUCUCGAGCCAUACAAGUAA
Protopolystoma xenopodis is the source of this 276-nucleotide messenger RNA. The record is from the annotation of a GenBank genome assembly. NCBI's taxonomy places the organism in Eukaryota, Metazoa, Platyhelminthes, Monogenea, Polystomatidea, Polystomatidae.